Molecule: messenger RNA, 993 nt
Organism: Drosophila sulfurigaster albostrigata
Lineage: Eukaryota; Metazoa; Arthropoda; Insecta; Diptera; Drosophilidae
Exons: 2
Coding region: 40-942 (300 amino acids)
Source: RefSeq, a predicted model, not a curated record
AUUCAGUAGCUGGUUGAGGUUUACCAUAAACAAAUCAACAUGCGUUUUCUAGUAGUUUUGGCCGCUUUGGUGGCCGUGUGUGCCGCCGGCACUUUGCAGCCAUCCCAUCCCAUCGAGCAGCGUCUGCUGCAAUUUGCCGAUGAGAAUGGCGACAUUGAGUUAUUUGCUGAGCCCGAAGAUGGUCUGGUUGAAGUUGCUCCCCAGUUUAUUGUGUCGUGGCAGGCACGUCGCAUGAUCCGCAAACUGCAAAAGCAAAUGGUCUGCGGCUGGCCCGGUUUGGGUAUUCCUCCAUUGGCCCCACUUAGAAUCAAUGAGGCGAACUUGGACCUGAAGAAGGGCAUCUUUGAGACCAUCAACCAUGUGUUCCGUCUUAAGAUCGAGGGUCUGGAUGACUUCAAGAUCAGCAAGUUCAAAUUGAAUGUGAUCACAUCAAAGAUCACCUUUGAUUUCCUGUUCAACAACAUCGAUACCACCGCCCAGAAGUACGAGACUGAUACUCUGAUCGAUGCGCUGCGUCAGCUGGGUCUUUCUGUCGAGUAUGAGGGCUCUGGCUCUUUGCUCUUCGAUCUGAUCAAUUUGCGUAUUAGCGGUGUGUUGAAGUACAAGCUGCCCGUGCUGUGGGGCUCGGCCAAGAUUACGUCGCUGAAGACAACCAUUGGAUUGGAUGCCGUCGAGUCGGACAUCACCGGUUUCAUGGGCAAUGGCAAGAUCAAUGGCGCCAUCAAUCGCCAGCUGGAGAAAACUGUGGUUGCGGCGAUCAACAACAAUCAGGAUAGCAUCUCAGAUCUUAUUGAGGAUACGAUUGUGCCACGCGUCAACAAGAUGCUUAAGGGCAAGGACUUCUGGACAUUGGUUGAUCUGAUCUUGGCCAGCAGCGAUGGCGAAAGUGAGGAUGACCCAAUUGUCGUAGACUGUGUGGCACCAGCUGAUCCAUGGGCUUAAGUACAAACAAUGAUUUACUUAAUAAAGUCCAACGAGUUUUUUCACUAGAAA